AUGGUCCCCCUCCUUAAUACCUUACGUCAACGUUUGCCAGCGCCUCGACGAGACCAAGAGGCUCGCCGUGCACGCAAAGAACAAGCUUCAUCUGAGAGUGGGCAAGCAACAUACGAACCUGAGGGGGUCGACAAGCUAGCUCGGGAAGCACCUCCAUGGUAUCGCUGUCCUGCCCGUCGCCAUCUCUAUCUGCUUCUAUUCCCUGGUGCAGUCUGCUCUUAUGCCACAAGUGGAUACGACGGUUCAUUGCUCAACGCUUUGCAAACUGUCUCCCACUUUGAUGAAUACUUCGGCAAUCCCCGUGGUGCGAAACUAGGGCUGAUGAGUGCCAUCAUGGCCCUUGGCAGCAUCUGCUCUACACCUUUUGCGCCUCUGGUUGCCGACCGCUAUGGUCGUCGUUGGGGCAUUACUUUGGGGAGUGUGGUUAUGAUAAUUGGGUCAGUUAUACAGGCCAUGAGCAUCAACCUCUCUAUGUUUAUUGCCAGCAGAUUUCUGCUUGGCUUCGGCCUGUCAUUUGCUACCACGGCGGCCCCCAGUCUAGUCACCGAGCUCUCGCACCCCAAGGACCGCGUGACCAUCACAGCUAUAUGCAAUACUUGCUGGUCUGUCGGCAGUAUCGCUGCUGCAUGGAUUACCUUUGGAACUAGAAAUAUCGAUAGCAAUUGGUCUUGGCGCCUUCCUUCGUUCUUCCAGAUGGCCCCCAGCGUCGUCCAGCUAGCCGCUAUAUGGUUCCUCCCAGAGUCCCCACGCUGGCUGAUUUCGAAGGAUCGAGACAGUGAAGCUCUCGAUGCGUUGAAAAGAUAUCAUGGAAAUGGUGAAGAAACUGAGCUAGUCAAGCUUGAAUAUCGAGAGAUCCGAGCGGCUAUUGAUCUUGAAAAGUCUUCUGGUGCAACAACAUGGAAGUCAAUGGUUAGCACACCCGGAAAUCGGUAUAGAAUGUUCCUGGUGCUUUGCAUGGGCCUAAUGAGCCAGUGGUCUGGAAACGGCUUAAUCUCAUACUACCUCGCCCGUAUUAUGGACUCUGUCGGGAUUACCAACAAAGACACUCAAGCCCUGGUCAACGGGCUACUUAAUGUGUACAACUUCGCUUUGGCUCUGACCACUGCCUUCUUUGUUGAGCGACUUGGCCGUCGUAUCCUCUUUCGAGCUUCUACACUUGGUAUGUUGACUGUUUUUAUCGCAUGGACCAUCGCUUCGGCUAGGUUCCAUGAUACAGGAGCUAGUGAAGCAGGAAUCGCUGUCAUGGCUUUAAUCUUCCUUUACGGUGCCUUUUACAACAUUGGCCUGUCUCCUCUCGCUGUUGCAUAUUCGGUAGAGAUUCUGCCUUUCUCUAUCAGGGCGAAAGGAAUGGCGACCUAUGUAUUCUCAACAAAGGCUGCCGUUUUUGUCAACCAAUAUGUCAAUCCCAUCGGUCUCGAUAGUAUUGGUUGGAAGUAUUACCUAGUCUACGUUGUCAUCCUUGCAGUAGAGAGCUUCAUUGCUUAUGGCUGGUUUGUCGAGACAAAGGGGAAAGCGCUUGAGGAAAUUGCCAUCAUCUUUGAUAAGGAAGCGGCCGAGCAUAUUCAGGGAGAAAAGAAGGAUGGCGAAAAGUUUGUCGUGGAUGUUGAAGAGCAUGAGGUAGCGGGACAGAGGGUUUGA
Messenger RNA from Fusarium sp. VM40, 1638 nucleotides. The record is from the annotation of a GenBank genome assembly. NCBI's taxonomy places the organism in Eukaryota, Fungi, Ascomycota, Sordariomycetes, Hypocreales, Nectriaceae.